Molecule: messenger RNA, 5882 nt
Organism: Vollenhovia emeryi
Lineage: Eukaryota; Metazoa; Arthropoda; Insecta; Hymenoptera; Formicidae
Gene: sim
Product: single-minded homolog 2
Exons: 9
Coding region: 1903-3984 (693 amino acids)
Biological process (GO): regulation of transcription by RNA polymerase II
Cellular component (GO): nucleus; cytoplasm; transcription regulator complex
Molecular function (GO): DNA-binding transcription factor activity, RNA polymerase II-specific; protein dimerization activity; RNA polymerase II transcription regulatory region sequence-specific DNA binding
Source: RefSeq, a predicted model, not a curated record
CGCGUGCACACGGUGCAUCGCAGUUGUACGGCUGGAUACGCGCGACGCUGUGUAAAUGGUGUGUACACGUGCGACGCUGCGGCCAGGCUCGAUGAAUUGAUCGCGCGAGGUGCGCGGAUUCCCCCUGGAGCCUCCGGGAGGUCGAAGGAACGUCGCCGCGUCCGCGUCCGCGUCCUCCGAGGACGAUCUCGGGGUAUCGGGUAUCGCGAGGGGUUGCUCGUCGGAGCACGGUUCCGGCCUCGCCGAGAGGGCGAGGAAUCGUCAACGGAGGCGGUUGACUCGCGAUUGCUCGGGAUGACGUGUUCGCGGAGGCGCGAUCGCCGGGGGAGUGCGGUCGUCUGAUCGUCGCCAAGUGCAACGAGGAGUAUCGCGUGCUCCCGCGGGGGAGUUCCCCGUGGCAAGAGAGCUCCGCUGAGAGAGGAGAGCGAGACCGCGUUCGGAUUGCGCGAGAUGCGCAAGAGUUUACGCCGAGUUAUUCAUUUCAGCGUGACCGAGAGGGAUUAAUCGCACCGUCGGCGAAUAAUAUCGGGUUGCACGGCGGACGCUCCGAACGAGGAACGGAGAGAUUGCAGCGUCGGCGCGGAGUGACUAAUGUUUUAAUUUUACGCCGAGUCGGGGGUUCGACGCGUGUGAUUAGCAGAGACCGAAUAUGUUUUCGUUAUCAAUCAUGCCGUGAGUUAGUGAGCGACGAGAGUUCAGCCAUCUCGAGGGGGUGGAAGAGCGGAACGGUGGCUGCGGAGGAUCGCCCCGUGCGUUGCCAGAGACGACCGACGGCUCUGAACUCGAACGCGAAUCGAGGCAACGCGGUUAGGUGCCGUUUAAAGAGAGAAGUGGCCCCCCCGAGCUGUCGUAUCUUCGACGUGAGUCACACUAUUGCACGGUUCUUUGAUUAAUGAGGUGAGAAUACGGACGGCUCCGCAGGCGUCGACGGCAAUGGACGAGUUUGAGAGUGCGAGCGGUUUCAUUCAGACGCGAACGUUUGCGAAAAAGAACGGAAAUUCUAAUUGACAAUCAACGUGUUCGGUGCGUUUUGGUGUGUUUCGCUGGAACGGAGGAGUUAAAUAGAAGCAGCUUGUCGACAUAAGCUUCGGGAAGUAGAUAAAAGUCGGAACGUAAAGAGAUACACCUCGCACCCAUUUCAACGGCUUCAGUUGACUGAAGUGGAACAGAAUGAAGUAAAAAAAGGAGAGAUAAUUUGACUGCUAAUGAUGUAACGUAGCGAUUUUAUCGGAGCUGUUCGUGCGCGAGUUAAAUGGUCAAAAUGCACGGCGAAGUUAAAGUAAGGAGUAAAUGAGGGACCCCCUUCGAACUGGAAUUUUGAGACAGGUCUGAAAACUUUCGCGGCUAAUGGAAGAUUGCCACUUGACUGGGCAAUAAUAAACCGUGACUAGUGCAAUAAUAACUAUAUAACAAGUCGCUUCAUGAUAUUUCUCGCGAACGUAAGGCAGGACACGUGCGUCGCAAUUGCCGCGACGUUUAAAUGUACGAUGAGAGAUUAGAAUCGCUAGCAGCCGCGACUAAAGUAAUUCAAUCAACGAUCGACGAUUUGUCUCGGCGGAUCGACGGGCCUGAAAAUCGCGCGGCGAGGAAAUGGCGAGGACAUUCGAGGCGUCGCUAGAAAUGUGUCAAGCACCGUCGGCUUGAUAAGAGUGCCGCGUCUCCAGGGAAGUCGAGCGAAACCGGAGGGAGGCUGCCGAGGGAGAUUAAUUGGUUCCACCCGCCGUUCCCCCUGCGGGCCUCAAUGAGAGAUAAAAGCGAGCUCUCGCCGAAGACAGCAGUCCUCUUUCAGACACACUGGAUCUGAGCCCGCCUCCACUUCCUCCUCAUCAAUAUCAUCAUAACAACAACAAUUCGAACGGCAUCGCUAGCUCCACCACGUCUGGUGGUUUGCAGGAGAUCGUGAUGAAAGAGAAAAGCAAAAACGCAGCGCGGUCGCGCCGCGUUAAGGAGAAUCAGGAGUUUUUGGAACUGGCGAAGCUACUACCACUUCCGGCCGCCAUUACUACGCAACUGGACAAGGCCAGCAUCAUCAGACUAACCACCAGUUAUCUCAAGAUGAGAGCCGUCUUUCCUCAUGGUCUCGGAGACGAGUGGGGUGCCGUACCGCCGCCCAACAAUCCCUUAGAGGCCGCCAUCAAGGAACUCGGUUCACAUCUUUUGCAAACACUGGACGGCUUUAUCUUCGUUGUGGCACCGGACGGGAAAAUUAUGUACAUAAGCGAGACAGCUAGCGUACACUUAGGUUUGUCACAGGUGGAAUUAACGGGAAACAGCAUCUACGAGUACAUUUAUCCGGAAGAUCGCAACGAGAUGGUUUCCGUGCUGAAUCUUCCGCAGAGCCCUGCGGAUCUCGCGGGCUUCACAUUCCCGCCACCGAAUUCGCGAGGUGAGAUAGAAUUGGAACGUGCCUUUCUCCUCAGAAUGAAGUGCAUCCUGGCGAAAAGGAACGCGGGUCUUGUCACGGAAGGAUACAAGGUCAUACACUGUUCCGGCUAUUUAAAAUGCAUCGUGGAGGCUCCCAUCGGCUCGGAAUAUGAGGACGGUGUUGGACGGUGCAUCCGUAACGUCGGUCUAAUGGCAGUCGGCCACUCACUGCCGACAAGUUCCAUAACCGAGAUUAAAUUGCAUCAAAACAUGUUCAUGUUUCGGGCUUCACUCGACCUGAAGCUCAUAUUCCUCGAUGCAAGAGUGGCUCAAUUAACAGGCUACGAUCCGCCAGACCUUAUCGAGAAAACGUUGUACCAUUAUGUGCACGGAUGCGACAUUCUGCAGCUGCGACACUCUCAUCAUGUUCUGUUGCGCAAAGGUCAGGCGACAACGAGGUACUACAGGUUUCUGACGAAAACCGGCGGAUGGGUGUGGAUGCAGUCGUACAUGACGAUCGUGCAUAAUUCGCGAAGCUCGCGCCCGCAUUGCAUCGUGUCCGUGAACUACGUCUUGACGGCCACCGAUUCUACGGGCCUGAUCCUGGACUGCGAGCAGAAGUCGUCCUGCUCGAGCCCGGGAAAUCCGCCGAGCGCUCCCGUGUCGACGCCCGUCACGAUUGGCGACCUGGACAAUCACAGCCCGAGCCCGCCUUCUUAUCGUAGCAGAACCAAGGAGCCACCCGAUACCGAUUACGCCGACAGUUCCGGCUAUCCCAACUCGGAGUACAUGGUGGGUUCGACCAAUCACAGCCACUACCUGUCGUCCUCGCCGUACACGCCGCACAGCAUCAAUGGUGCAGCCCACGAGGACAGCACUUACUAUCCGGACUUGUUUUACCAAUACAGUGACCCCCACCAAGACCCCGUAAACACCCUGCAGCACCAACAAGACACGCACCAUCAGCACCUUCUGCAUCACGCCACGUCCCUGACUAUUCAGCAGCACAGCCCACAGAACAACCAGCAGAAACGGCAGCAUCCUCAGCACCUGCUACAUCAGAGUGCGACCUCUUUGACGACUCUCGAGCAGCAGCAGCAGCAGCAGCAGCAGCAGCAGCAACAGCACAGUCCUCAGAGCGGCCAACAGAAGCGACCUUACUCGACAUCCUCGAGUUCCUGCGGUAGCACCGACGGUCUGGACGUGCACUUGACGAAUUCUCUGCUGCCAUCGGGAUACCAUCAUCAUCAUCACAUGCCGGCGGACUCGACGUCGUCGACGACACUGAACGAGGCUGGCGGCGUAAUCAUGUACCCGAACUGCGGUUUCAACAACAACGAGAGCUAUAACGCCGCGGCACUUCAGCACCACGACGGUUACCAGCAGGGCCACCCUCAGGUUCACCACAGCAACGGCAACGGAACGGUGAAGCAUCCCCAUCACCAUCAUAUGGAGGUCUCGUCGGCGGGCUACACCAGCGUCAUCGUCGACUCCCAGCAGUAUAGCCCCAGCACCGUGCCCCAGGAGUUGCACGCGCAUCAGACGGCGCCGGUGAGCGGCGGUACGCCGCCACUGCACCAUCAGCCCCAUUACGAGACGCAUCACCAAUUUGUUCACUGACAUCAAUUCGAGGUGCCCUGCGCGUAGCACUUCGACGCCGCUUGCGACGAUGGCGCGUGCGGGCAUCAUCAUGAUCGUCAUCAUCAUCAUCAUCAUCAACAACAGCAGCGUCAUUGCGCAACAUCAGAGUGCGUUGGAGAGCAUUACGUUGGGCAUCAUGUAAACAAUGAAUCGUACAACCCCACCGGGUCUCACGUUACCUACGUCACGCCCUACAAACGACUCUGGAAGAUGGAGGAACGGUGUGUCUCAACCUUAAAAGGUAAUUCAUAAUUGCCGCUUGCAAAGCAGCGAUAAGGUGAUAAUACUGUUACUAGCCAUUAAAUGGCACAACCACCCAAAAAUCCUUGUCUUUACAUUAGAUUUCUUCAGAUGCAUGUCGAAUUUAAUGUCGCUAUCUAUCUGCAUGCGGAAGUUCUCAAUAAAGAUUUUGCGUGAGUUCGAUAAAGAUAUAGUAAAAUAUUAUUUAAAGGAGUUUCUUUGUGUGAUACACUUAAAAAAAGAAUGUUCACGUUGAGAAAAGAACUUGUGAAAAAACCGGCGUUUCGUUUGGGAGCUGAGCUUCGAGAAACACGUAACUGAUUAUAUUUCUAUAUCGUUUUCACUCGUAUUAUCAAGUUAUCGCAGUAGAAUCUCGAUGAUAGCGACAUUGACGACUGCAGUGGCGAUAAAAGCGAACCUGUCUAAUUUCAACAUUCGAUAUCACAGCUUUAACGAAUGCUUUUGGAAUCAAAAUGCAGAAAACAAUAUACAAAAUAAAAUGACACACUGUUCUCGUUAUGUAGAAAAAUUGCUAAACGACGCAAUUGGCAAAUUCUAAUUGGUUAAUCAUGCACUGGCAUAAAAUAUUCCUUUAUUCUUGUUCUCGUUAUUUUCACGGAUAAUUCAAAUAAUUUUAAAAUCCGUGAAAGCUUGAUGGAAUAAAUUUGAUGGUAUUGUAACAUCGUUGCGAUGUGAACAAUAUAUGAACAUCAAUAAUUGCAACUUCGAAUACAAUAUAAGAAAAUAGACAUGUCAGUAAUAUAAUCGCGGAUAACGCUAACUGAGUCACCGUGAAGAAAAUUAAUGAAAAAGAAUGAAUACGGAUGAAGUUUAAGAGAUUAAUGAUUUGAAGAGGCUCAUCAAAUCCUUUGUAUGUACUUUGUAUCACAUAUCUCGAGGCGAGACAAUAAUAAAAUUCUCGAUAUUGUAAUUCAGCUCCACUUAAGCACUUCACAAUAGUGAUCGUUAGGAGCAUCGCAUAGAAAGAAGUUAGUAAUAUUUUGCACGCGCUGGACGCGAAUUUCCCAUGGAGAGUAAUUUGACGAAAAUAACGGACACGAAAUACUUAGCAAUUAAUUCGAAUGUUUAAAUUUAAAAGUCACGUAAAAAAAUUGAAAGCAGGAGAAGUAUACUGAUGAUUUAUACAAACUCUUUAGAUAUCGUAAAAGGUAUCGUGAAGUGGUAAAUGUAAUAAGAAAUCUACAUAAAGUUUAUUUAUAUUAGAAAAUAAUUCUAAAUAAAUUUGAACACAUGUACAUGUAUAUAGUAAAUUCAUAUACAUAUGUAUAUCGGAUGUGUCACAAUUCGCGCAAUGGAAAGCACAGUACAAUUCUCUGUGUCAGAAGAAGCAACAUUUCUUUUUUUUAAGUUUACCCUUUUUCUCAACCGUUAGGUUAUAUCAGCUGAUAUUUCUACAAAUUCCUUGAAAUUCAUGCUUAAUUGAACGUGGAAAUUCAACUCUAGGCGCUUAAACUUUUUCAAACGCUGAGUUUUUAAAAUUUACCUUAACGGCAAGAUAUGCAGGACGGGGAUCGAACCGAGGAUCCUACCAUAACUAAUCACUUUAUAUGUUAAGCCCGUAUCACACUACGUAUAGGCCGAAUCAGACUAGCAAUUGCUGACUCGGAUUGAUUAGG